Myotis brandtii (Brandt's bat) is the source of this 3723-nucleotide messenger RNA. RefSeq names its product cell division cycle 40 (gene CDC40). Bases 187 to 1923 code for a protein of 578 amino acids. Gene Ontology annotation, cellular component: catalytic step 2 spliceosome. NCBI's taxonomy places the organism in Eukaryota, Metazoa, Chordata, Mammalia, Chiroptera, Vespertilionidae. The record is from RefSeq and is a predicted model, not a curated record. Gene Ontology annotation, molecular function: mRNA binding; protein binding. The transcript has 16 exons. Gene Ontology annotation, biological process: mRNA splicing, via spliceosome.
CCGGCCCCGCCCCCUCGAUCUAAACUACAUUUCCCAUUGUGCCUCUGGUUUCCUGUCGCGCUGCACGCCGGGAGUGCAGGACUCCGACCGGCAAAGUAUAUCGGAAUUCGUAGUCUUAAGUCAAAAAGGACCUGGGAGCCGCCGCUUCUUCCGCCGGGGCCUGGUCUCCGCAGCUCUACCGCCGUCAUGUCGGCUGCGAUUGCAGCUCUGGCUGCUUCUUACGGUUCGGGUUCAGGGUCCGAAUCGGACUCGGACAGUGAGGGCGGACGGUGUCCACUGCCAGCGGCGGACUCCCUCAUGCACUUGACUAAGUCGCCUUCCGCCAAGCCCUCUCUGGCGGUGGCGGUGGACGCGGCUCCGGAGGUGGCAGUUAAGGAAGAUUUGGAGACUGGAGUUCACCUUGACCCUGCUGUCAAGGAAGUUCAAUAUAAUCCUACCUAUGAGACCAUGUUUGCUCCUGAGUUUGGACCAGAAAAUCCCUUUAGGACCCAGCAAAUGGCUGCCCCCAGAAAUAUGCUUUCUGGGUAUGCUGAACCAGCUCAUAUCAAUGAUUUUAUGUUUGAACAGCAAAGAAGAACUUUUGCCACAUAUGGUUAUGCAUUGGACCCUUCAUUAGAUAAUCAAGUAACUACUAAAUAUAUUGGUUCUGUAGAAGAAGCUGAAAAAAAUCAAGGUUUAACUGUGUUUGAAACUGGUCAGAAGAAAAUAGAAAAGAGGAAAAAGUUCAAAGAAAAUGAUGCAUCUAACAUUGAUGGUUUCCUGGGACCAUGGGCAAAAUAUGUGGAUGAAAAAGAUGUAGCCAAACCUUCGGAAGAAGAACAAAAGGAAUUGGAUGAAAUCACAGCAAAGAGGCAGAAAAAAGGCAAACUGGAAGAAGAGAAGCCUGGGGAGGAAAAGACCAUCUUACAUGUUAAAGAAAUGUAUGACUAUCAAGGCAGGUCCUAUCUUCACAUACCUCAGGAUGUUGGUGUUAAUCUGCGGUCAUCUGUGCCACCUGAGAAGUGUUAUCUCCCCAAAAAACAAAUUCAUGUGUGGUCCGGACACACAAAGGGUGUCAGUGCUGUCAGAUUGUUUCCUCUCUCGGGCCAUUUAUUGCUGUCUUGUUCCAUGGACUGUAAAAUUAAGCUAUGGGAGGUUUAUGGAGACAGGCGCUGUCUGCGAACAUUUAUUGGUCACAGUAAAGCUGUUAGGGACAUCUGCUUUAAUACUGCAGGAACACAGUUCCUCAGUGCAGCUUACGACAGGUAUCUUAAGCUCUGGGACACUGAGACAGGACAGUGUAUAUCAAGAUUUACUAACCGAAAAGUACCCUAUUGUGUCAAGUUUAAUCCUGAUGAAGAUAAACAAAAUCUCUUUGUGGCUGGGAUGUCUGAUAAAAAGAUUGUGCAAUGGGACAUUCGAAGUGGAGAAAUUGUGCAGGAAUAUGAUCGGCAUUUGGGAGCUGUCAACACCAUUGUUUUUGUUGAUGAGAAUAGGAGAUUUGUGAGCACAUCUGAUGAUAAAAGCCUUAGAGUUUGGGAAUGGGAUAUCCCUGUGGAUUUCAAGUAUAUAGCAGAACCCAGUAUGCACUCAAUGCCUGCAGUGACUUUGUCUCCAAAUGGGAAAUGGCUAGCAUGCCAAUCAAUGGACAACCAAAUCUUAAUUUUUGGAGCACAGAACAGAUUUAGAUUAAAUAAGAAGAAAAUUUUUAAGGGCCAUAUGGUAGCAGGCUACGCUUGUCAGGUGGACUUUUCACCAGACAUGAGCUAUGUGAUUUCAGGAGAUGGAAAUGGAAAGUUGAACAUCUGGGACUGGAAGACCACAAAACUCUACAGUCGGUUUAAAGCUCACGAUAAAGUGUGUAUUGGUGCAGUGUGGCAUCCUCACGAAACAUCUAAAGUCAUCACCUGUGGCUGGGAUGGUCUCAUUAAGUUGUGGGAUUGAUGAGAUUAAUCCUUAACUAUCUAGGAUUGUUUUUGACCCAAUAACCUAUUUAACUAUAUUUAAUUAUUAAAUGUGUUGGAUGAUAACUUGAUUUACAGAUUAUCAUUUCCUUACAUGGCCUUAUAAAGUUGACACAUUGUUUGAAAAAGAACUUUGUAAAUUUGACUCAUAUAAUUUCAUUGGCAACUUUAUUUUGUUCUUUAUAGAUAUUAUUUAUACAGAGAAUGACCAUCAGUUUUCUAUUUGACAAAUAGAUCCUAUUGGCAGGCAGUUUGGGCUCACCCCCAAGACAUACAGAAAAGAUCCCCUGGGAGUCGGGUAAGAAUCCCUCGAGGAUUGGGGGUUCUGAAGGCGGUAAUAUAGUUAAUGACAACUCAGAAAGGUACCGUGUACUUAUCUUAAACAAAAAGAAAGUAAGGAACAGGGAUGAUAUAAUUUAAUGUGACUGAGAGAAGGAUAAAACCACCCACAAUUACUGUUUCUAUUAUUGCCAGUGGGUCAGGUUCUAAUCUUUUGGAUUGAGAAGUUCCACUAUUUUUUAUGACACAUGUUGUGUAUUUUUAGUUGAAAGCCAGCAAUUUUCUCUGACUGCAGCAUUCCUCUAAUUAUUAAACAGUGUAAAAUACAAAUCAGCCCAGAGUUCUUUCCUUGACUUUCUUCCUGACCAGUAAGUAUAUAAGAGAAUUAUGUUAUUUUUGAAGAUGAAACUCAAGAGAAUGAGUCAGAACUUUGGACUUUACUUGUAUUUACUGUCAGUAAGAACCUGGCUAUUCUUUCAUAAAUCAGGGUCUCUUAGGCCAUUGUUUCACAGAUAUUACUCUUGAAAUAUUUCUCAUUGGAUUUAGGGCAAAGAUCAAAAUACCAACUUGUAAUUUCUUUGAAGAGUUGUAUGUCUUAUCUUUAAAAUUAUUAUGAUUUGGUUUGGGAAUAUAUUCGACAGAACUUUUUUAAAUCAAUAAAGUUUUAAACAUCUUUCUAAAUCUUUGAGUAAAAUUGACAACCAGGAAAAUGGCUAGUGUUCCCCAGUUUGAGAAGCAGUGGCUGUGGUUGGGUUUAAAAAUUUGAGAUUGUGAAAUUACGAUAGCCUCUUGAAUACAGUAGCUAAUAGCACUUUAGUUGACAAACCAUUUCUCCAGCUUUAUUACAAAUCUGUAUCAGAUGUUUGAAUGUAGUUUGAAAUGUUUCGUUACUAUGCUAGGAAAGAUUGGUUCAUAGCUGCUCAGAGUGCUGACUGGGAGAGCAACAUCAUAUUGAGUGAUGAUAUCCUAAGGCCAUUAGCUCAGAGUCAUGUGCUAUCAAAGCAGUUCAUACUUCUUGUCCUUAAAAACAUCCAUUUUUAAAAAUUAAUAUGAAAAAAUAAAACUGGUAUAGAUGGCCAUGUGCUGUAGCCACAUAUAAGUAAAUGUCAAAGACGAAAAUAGAAAAACGAUAAAAGUGGUAGAGCCAUAGUUUUGGACACAGAAGCACUCAGAGAGCAGAAUACACUGCCAGCUGCUGCCCUUUCUGUACCUGCCAGGAAGGGUGGCCACCGUUCCUCAAGAAGAGAGAAUUCAGACGAGACCUUUGCUUUAGUCCCAGCCACUGGGUUUCGCAAAUGUGAAUUAAUCACAUUUGAUUAAUAAUAAAAGAAUCGUAUAUUUAAACUACCUUGUUCAGCACCAGUAUUGUGUAUGUUACAAAUCAUUUCUAAAUCUGGGUUUAUUUUAUUGUGUUUUUGACUGUUUCUAAACUAAGCAACUGUGUAUAAAAGUUCUCUUUUUUAAAGAAAUCCUAUUUUUAAAUAAAGCAUUUUUUAAAAAA